Molecule: messenger RNA, 2439 nt
Organism: Sceloporus undulatus (fence lizard)
Lineage: Eukaryota; Metazoa; Chordata; Lepidosauria; Squamata; Phrynosomatidae
Gene: BFSP1
Product: beaded filament structural protein 1
Exons: 8
Coding region: 86-2062 (658 amino acids)
Biological process (GO): lens fiber cell development
Cellular component (GO): intermediate filament; cytoplasm
Molecular function (GO): structural constituent of eye lens
Source: RefSeq, a predicted model, not a curated record
CCAAGAAAUAUUUCAUAUAAAACCUGGACAGAGAAAGAUUUGGGCAAAAGACAUUUUUGUGCACUCACACUCUUCACACACAGCCAUGUACAGGAGCAGCUACUUACGUGAAGUUCGCAAGGAGAAGUUUGAAAGGUCAGAUGCUUAUGAGGAGCUACCAGAAUCACCAGAAUUUGGCAACCUUGCUCAAGCCCAAGGCCUGGAAAACCUGCAGGACCUCAAUGAACGCUUUGCCAACUACAUCAAUCGUGCACGGGUGCUUGAGCAACGCAAUGCCAUCUUCCGCAAGCAGCUCGAGACGUUCCAACGCAUGGAGGAGCUGACUGGGUUAGAAGAUGCUUUUGCUGCCCAAAUUGAUCUCAAUCGCCAGCGUGUUCGUGAACUGGGCACUGAGAGAUCCAAACUGGAGCGGGAGGAGAAAGAUGCCCAGCGCAUGCUGGAUGAGUUCCGUAACAAAUAUAGAUAUGAAUGUGAGUAUCAGCAGAUGCUGAAAACUACUCUUGAGCAGCUUAAUAAGGAAGCUGAUGAAGCCCUGUUGCAUAAUUUGGAACUACAGGUUGAACUGCAGUUCUUGCAAGAUGAUGUUAAUGCCACAAAGGACAGAUACAAGAAGAACCUCAUGGAAAUUCAGACAUACGUCGGCAUUUUACAACAGAUUGUGCAAACAGUCCCCCGGGUGUCCACACUUGCAACUGGAGCUAGUGAGGAAAGACUGAUAACAGAGAGAAAGAUACCCAUUCUGCAGGGCCAGUUAGAAGAAUAUAAGAGUGUCCUUUGCCAGCUCCAGGCUCAGAAAAUGAAACUGCAGACAGAGACAACAAUGCUGGAGCAGGCUAUCAAGAGCACCCAGGAGAGCUAUGAAGAUGAGGUCCAGUUGUACAAUGAACAGAUUGAUACUCUGAGGAAGGGCAUAGAAGAUGCAGAGAGGACCCUGGAAAAAUACACCAAUGACUGCCGUCAGCUCUCCAUUUAUAAGCAGUCCCUGGAGAAUGAACUAGAGCGCUACAAACGUAUAAUUGAAAAUGAAGAUAGCAGGUUGAAUUCUGCCAUUAUUGGAACCCCUGUAACGCUCUUUACACCGACUUACAGAUCCUCCUCACAGCAUCCAGCCCUGAGAGGGAGAGACAUUACACUGGUCAUACAAGACAUUGCUAGUGCAAAGCUAAGGCAAAGAAGUUUGCCCAAGAAAAUAUCAAGGCGAAAGGAGAUCAUACCUAGAGACCUCACCAAUGGUGGACCAUCAGAAAAAAUGUACGAGCGACCCCGGGAAGGCUUUGAUCAUGAUCAGCAGGAUUUCAAACGUGAGGGGUUAAUAGUAACAGGAGAACAUAGGCAUGAUGUUGAUGAUGAAGAAGAAACAGAGCAAGAAAGAGCUGUAGAGGAUGUACCUGAUGGGGCACAGAUAAGCAAAGCUUUUGAUAAACUGUGCAAUAUAGUCAGAGGAAGAAUCAGGUGCUACCAGCGACCAGAAGCCAAAAGUGAAUUCUAUACUAAAGGGCGUUAUGUCCUUGUCUCAGGAGAGGGCAGCUAUGAGGAACCCUCUUUCCGCUCUUCAUCCAUUCAUUCUACAGGUAAGAUCACAGUUUCUGACAGCAAAGAAACGAUAAGUGAAAAAGGUGUAGAAUCCAUAGCAGAGUUGCCUGAGCCACUUGACCAUGAUAACAAUAAACUUGAAGCCUAUGAAACACCAGAGGGGCCCAAGAUACAGGAAGAUAUAGAACAGGAAAGCAUACCAGAAAGCAAAGAAAAGGAAGAUGUAGCUGAACAGCUGGAAAAGCCUGAAGAAAAAGGUGAAGAGUCCACAAGGGAGCCAAGCAUUGAGGAGAUUGAACCAGUUCCCUCAGCUGGUGUGAGUGACCGAAAUGAGGCAGGGGUUUAUGUCAGCAAAGAAUAUGGAAGCCUGAGUCCACAAAGUAUCUUGAGUUAUGAAAAGGUAGAAGUGAUGGAAUCCAUUGAGAAAUUCUCAGAUGACAAAAUGCAGACAUAUGAAGAAACAGCUAUGAUUGUGGAAACCAUGAUUGAGAAGAGCAGUAAGAAGAAGAUGGACGACAAGAGCUCUUAACAUGCAUUUUUAGACUUACAAUUUGUCCAGUUUACAGUCACUAAAGCUGUGACCCUAAACUUACACCAGUAAGCUUGAUGGAACUCUUCCCGAGUGAGUGGUUUGAGGUCUGUAGAUUGUAGAAUUGUGCUUGAUUUCCCCCUUGACAUGAAGCUGGCUUUGUCUGCAUGGCAUUGUAUCACUUCUGAGAUCUCCAGCCUAAUUCAUAUGUUACCCAUUAUGUUGUGGUUGCUGCAAGAAAGCUUCUCCUAAACACAUGUAGACCCAUUUGCCUAUCCUAUGGCAGUAGUACAUGCAAGUCUCCAUUUGUGUGAUGAUUUCCUCUAAGUAGUAAAAUGGACAUAACCACAAAAGGAAGCAACCCAACCGCAGAAUGG